AGCGCCGCCGGAAGUGGCGGUGCGGUGGCGGCGUGCAGCGUGCGGGCGGCGCUUUGAGGGAGCGGCGGGCCUCGGGCACGAUGUCCAAGUCUUCAAUGGCAUCAAAAAUGUCAUCCCAGGAGGAAAUACUGAGCGAUGGCCGGUUCAGCUGCGUCGCAAGGGAUCCCAGGUUUUGGGAGAUGCCUGAAAAGGAACGUAAAGUCAAGAUUGACAAGCGAUUCCGAGCGAUGUUUCAUGACAAGAAGUUCAAGCUGAGAUACACAGUGGAUAAAAGAGGUCGCCCUGUUAACUAUACCUCUACAGAGAACCUCAGGAAGUUUUAUGCCUUGUCGGAAUCUGACUCUGAUCUUUCAGAAAGUGAUAGUAAAGAACUCACUGUAAAGAAAAAAAAGAAAAAGAAAGCUAAAGGUAAAGGAGAAGCAGAUUCUGCAACGGCCAUUGCCGGUGGCCUCCCAAAGGAGGAGAGCAAAAAAUCCAAACAAGGGGUGGACCAAACAUGUGAAGCAGUGACUGCACUAAAUGACCUUAAAAAAGAAGGACAAAAAAGUAAAUCUAAGUUCAGCUUGAAGGAGGAUUCACAGAAAACGGCAAUGGAAAUUGAUCGCUCUCGGGGAAACAAGGGCCUUUUACCCAGAGGGGAAAACAAACAAGGAGGUGCAUCAGGGGGAAGAUCCAUUUCAAAUCAAAACAAGGAAAAGUCUUCACAAGCAAGUGGUACUAAGUCAGCCAAAGCUCCCACGAGGGACCACUCCCUAGGAGAGAAAAUAAAAGAAUCAGACGUCUGUGACCAAAGUGUAAAAUGUAAAAGCCAGUUAGAGGAAGAAACUUCUGCAAGUGAGGAUGCAGAAUCGGAAGAAGAGGAAUCAGAAGAUGGUGGAGAAACAGGCGAGGAAGAGGAGCCAGAAGAUGAUGGGGAAACGGGUGAAGAUGACAGUGAUUCAGAAGGUGAUGAAGAAAGUGAUAGUGGGCCUGAUCUAGCCAGAGGCAUAGGGAACAUUGAAACGAGCUCAGAGGAUGAUGAGGACUUGAACGAGCUGUUUCCAAAGGAGCCAGAGAUCGAGCACUUGUGGCGCGAGUUGGAUAAAGAUGCCCCUCGUGGAGAUGAGAUUACAAGCAGAUUGGCAGUUUGUAAUAUGGAUUGGGAUAGGUUGAAGGCUAAGGAUUUGCUGGCUCUAUUUAAUUCUUUCACACCCAAAGGAGGAACAGUGUUUUCUGUUAAGAUUUAUCCUUCAGAGUUUGGAAAAGAGAGAUUGAAAGAGGAAGAACAAAAAGGACCUGUGGAACUGUUCGAUCUUCCAGAGAAUACCACAGAGGAUGAUGGGAUUUAUAGGGAAAAACUGCGGGAAUACCAGUUUAAGCGACUGAAAUACUUCUAUGCAGUUGUAGAAUGUGAUUCUCCUGAAACAGCCAAUAAAAUUUAUGAGGAAUGUGAUGGACUGGAAUUUGAAAGUAGCUGCUCUUUCAUAGACCUGAGAUUUAUUCCAGAUAAUGUUACAUUUGAUGAUAAGCCAAAAGAUGUAGCCUCAGAAGUGAACAUAGCUGCUUAUAAGCCAAAGUACUUCACAUCUGCUGCUAUGGGAACAUCAAAGGUAGAUAUCACAUGGGAUGAGACAGAUCAUGAGCGAGUAACAUCACUCAGCAGAACUUUUAACAAAGAGGAGCUUCUUGACAUGGAUUUUCAAGCUUAUUUGGCUUCAUCGAGUGAAGAAGAGGAGGAACAGCAGCAAGAUGGUGAUGUAGUUAAUGAAAUGGAAGAUGACAAACUGAGGAAAAGCCAAAAAGACGAUGAAGAGCAAAUUGCCAAGUACAGAGAACUUUUGCAAAGUAUCCAAGAAAAAGAGAAAAAACAGGAAGAAAAGGAUAUAGGAAUGGAGAUUAAAUGGGUUCCAGGCCUCAAAGAAACUGCUGAAGAAAUGGUCAAAAACAGGUUGGAAGGAAAGGAUAACCUGACUCCAUGGCAAAAAUACCUAGAGAAGAAGAAAGAAAAAAGAAUUCUCAAGAAAAAGAGAAAGGCUAAUGCUGAGAGAGAAGAGAGUGAAGAUGAACUUCCACCUGAUGUUGAUCUCAAUGACCCGUAUUUUGCUGAAGAAUUGGAGAAAACAGGUUUAAAGAAGAAGCCAGAAUCAGUAGAAAGUGCCUCAGAAGAUGAAGAUGAAGUUGAAAAACAGAAGGCUGAAAUGGCCCUACUGAUGAUGGAUGAUGAGGAGGACACUAGAAAACAUUUUAAUUAUAAAAAGAUUGUAGAACAACAGAAUUUGAGCAAAAAGAAGAAGAAACUUCUUAUGAAAAAGAAAGAAUUACUAGAAGAUGACUUCCAGGUAAAUGUUGCUGAUACAAGAUUCCAAGCCAUGUUUACUUCUCCCCUGUUUAAUUUGGAUCCUUCAGAUCCAAAUUUCAAGAAGACAAAAGCAGUAGAAAAGAUCCUGGAAGAGAAAGCUCGCCGAAGAGAAGAAAAGGAGCAAGAUCUUAAGGAGGCAAACAAGGGCCUGGAGAGCAAGAUGGCAAAGAAAGGAGAUGUUGCUAAAAAAGUCAUAGAUCCUGCCCUAUCAAUGCUAAUAAAGUCUGUCAAAAAUAAAACAGAAGAGUUUCAGGCGAGGAAAAAGAAGAGAUUCAAAUAACUGAACUUUGUUUUUACUUGGACUUUAGUCUUAGCCCUUCUAACUGGAGACAUCUGUUAAAGUUACUGCAGCCUGCUCUGAUUCCUGUCCACCUAAGACGUCCUGAAAAGUCAUUUAACUAUGUUGGUGAAUUUUGAAGUGUUCAGAGUAAUAAUCACUCUUUUCUUCUGCCACAACAAAUACUGUUUUGCACAUAUGUAAGGAAAUGAUGGUUUUGGGGUGGUUUGUUUUGUAUUAUGUCAUCUCUGAAAAAUAAUAGAAGUGCUGAAGAUGGCUACAAAAAUCAUAAUUAUGGGUUUAUUUAUAAAUAAUAAAAACAGUUCUGCAGAGGUUUAUUGCUGAGACUAAGUGGUCUUAAAGUUUUUAAUUCCACAGAAGUCUGUAAAACAUACCUGUCUUGAUAAAGAAGGUAAUAACUACAAAUGGAAGAAAUUUUGUAUAAAAGUCUUUUGUGGAUUUUUAAAAGAUUGCAUAAAUGCUUUAUUAUUUUCUCCUUUAAAUACAUGAAGGUAAUAGAACUAAUUAAUGGAAAUAUUGCCAUUUAGAAGUGUUUCAUUAACAUACUUUGGAAAUAAAUAGUUGGCCCAGAAGAAUUUUGGGUACUAGCUGUGUUUUUUUCUUUCAUGCCUAAAUGAAAUUACAUCAAAAUUAAACUUUUUGCUACUGUUAUUACAUUUCCAUGAAUAUGAUACUUAUACAAAGUCUUCCAAUAUUGUAAGUGUUAAAAAAUAAGGGGACAGGGAAGGGGAGGGAAAAAUCAAAGGCAGAUCUAGAUGAUACAAUUUUAGAAACCAUCUUGUUUGGCCAUGUUAGUGUUGAUGAUGAAGAUAUCAAAGGUGCAGGGAGAAUACAGUAAGUAGAAAAUGAUCAGCCUUCCCUGGAGUGUGGCCAUUGAUUUGUCUUAAGGUUUGGUGUGGGUUGGGGUGCUGUGAUUUUUUUAAAGGUUUGCUGUAUCAGCUCUAAUGGAAAUACAACAUUGCAUUACAAGAAAGACCGAAAACUCUAGAAACAAGGAGCUGAAAGGUAAUUUUACAUUUUAAAGACAUAAUUUUUAAUUUCUAAGAUGUUCUACUCAUUUAAACAAAGACUUCUAUGAAAACAGAGGUUAAAACUAUGGAUAAUCAAAGCUAGUGUUUAUAUCAAGUAAAUUUAUCUCAGUAUGUAAAGGAGAUGAGAGAGCUGGAUUAGCACAUGGGUGGCUGUAGAGUGGCCAAAGGUGUUAAGGAACAUAAUAUACAAAUACAGGUGGAGAUGGAUUUUACAAUAAAUAAAGAGUGUUUUGCAAUGAUGUGCCUGUGGAAUACUUGCAGACCUCAAAUGCUUUAAAUGUAAUUACUCUUCAUAAACAUUUGAACAUCUUCAGAGUCACUUUGUUUUAAUACUGGGUCCAUAGAGAGUCUCCCGUAACUUUGUUUAGUCAUUUGUAUGGAAAACAAAUUUGUUGGGAAAUGAAAGGCAACAGCAAACUGCACUCUCUUGAAUCCUCUAACCCUGCCGAGUUCUACCAAAUAUUCUGUAUUAUCAGUACUUUUCAGCUCGGUGCUUUUAUAACGUCACUGGAAAUCAAUGUGGAAUUGGUGGAUCUCUGCUCCUCCAGAAUGCUCAGAUAUGCUGAGUGACUCACUGGUACAAAACUCUCCAACAGAACUUCUGUACUCCUGCAAAGCCUCUGUCCUUGCUGGAGGAGUCAUUUGAAAAAUCUGGUUAUAAAAUUAAAAAGUCACAAAUUGUGAGGACUUCUAACUGAAAUUAGGUGGUCGAAAUUAUGUUGUGUCUUCCAUGUAUGUAUGCUGGCUACUUUCUCCUGUUAGGAAGCCUGGCCUCUACUUGGAUGUCAUAGCACGACAAAAUGCAUGGAAAGAUGAAGGCAGACUUCACAGUGAUUGUAAUUAUUGGUUGUAAUAAUUAUUUUGUUGUAUGGUAACAUGUACUGGGUAUCCUGUAAACGCUUAAUGUAUGAUCAUUUUAUGUAAUCAGA
Messenger RNA from Corvus hawaiiensis (hawaiian crow), 4596 nucleotides. RefSeq names its product ESF1 nucleolar pre-rRNA processing protein homolog (gene ESF1). Bases 81 to 2618 code for a protein of 845 amino acids. NCBI's taxonomy places the organism in Eukaryota, Metazoa, Chordata, Aves, Passeriformes, Corvidae. Gene Ontology annotation, molecular function: RNA binding. The record is from RefSeq and is a predicted model, not a curated record. Gene Ontology annotation, cellular component: nucleus. The transcript is spliced from 14 exons. Gene Ontology annotation, biological process: rRNA processing.